This is a messenger RNA of Trichogramma pretiosum, 7013 nucleotides long. It is a transcript of the gene Elk, whose product is annotated as potassium voltage-gated channel subfamily H member 8. NCBI's taxonomy places the organism in Eukaryota, Metazoa, Arthropoda, Insecta, Hymenoptera, Trichogrammatidae. Gene Ontology annotation, molecular function: voltage-gated potassium channel activity. The record is from RefSeq and is a predicted model, not a curated record. The coding region runs from base 499 to 3609 and encodes 1036 amino acids. The transcript has 18 exons. Gene Ontology annotation, biological process: regulation of membrane potential; potassium ion transmembrane transport. Gene Ontology annotation, cellular component: membrane.
GUCUCGCACAUAUCUAUAGAUGUAAAAGUGUAUUUUUGUGUGUUGUGUAUAGCUUCUCUGUGCAUAUGUGUCUUUCCGUAGCACGUCUCACCGCCGACGUCGACGUUGCUUCAUGGAAGUUUUGCUGUUUGGCGCUAUUUAUUAAGUUUGUUUUGGAAUAAAUUUAUCCAGUAUACAAGUCACGUGUGAUAAUCUAUCUUUCGACAUUUGGCGGCUGACGGAUUUAUGCUGUGUACACUACUAGAUAUCAUUAAUUCAUCUAUAGGAAGAUACGUAACACGCUACAAGUGUGCAUGUCAUCAAAUGAAUCGCACCAUGUGAUCGUUCGCAAAGUGUUACUUAGAUCUUGUAGCAAGUGUCAUGAAUAAUAGCUGCAGGCCGAAUAACGAACUGGUCGUCGAACGCCCGGAACCAAAAAUGUCGCAACUAUUUGGACACUGAUUCGUAUUACUCUACUUCUAAGGUACCAGCGCCUUGCAGCGCAUUGGGUUUUUCCUAAUGCCGGCCAGGAAAGGUCUACUCGCGCCUCAAAACACCUUUCUCGAUACAAUAGCAACACGUUUUGAUGGAACCCACAGCAACUUUGUGCUGGGAAACGCUCAGGUACCGACGACCUAUCCGAUCGUUUACUGCAGCGAUGGCUUCUGCGACCUGACAGGAUAUCCGCGGGCGCAAAUCAUGCAAAAGGGUUGCGCCUGCAAAUUUCUUUACGGGCCGGACACGUUGGAGGAAGAUAGGGCAAUGAUCGACAAGAGCCUCGAGAGCAAGACCGAGCUGAAACUAGAGGUCACGUUUUACAAGAAAUGCGGAGCUCCGUUCAAUUGUCUACUCGACAUAGUUCCCAUCAAAAAUGAAAAGGGCGACGUCGUUUUAUUUUUGGCCUCACACAAGGAUAUCACUCACACGAAAAAUCUACAAUUUAGUGAGUUGUACGAUAGUGGACAUCAAAAAUCAUCGAAUUUUUUUUGGAAAAAACUGCACGCUCACUUAGAAUUAAGUAAGGAUGCCAACGGUAAUUUAGAUCCAGAGGCGCCACCGGCGAAUUAUGGAAGAAGAAGAAGUCGAGCAGUUUUAUAUCAACUAUCGGGUCAUUAUAAGCAGGACAAUAAGCACAGAAUGAAAUUGAACAACACGCUGCUCUCGCAUUCACAAACGACCCCGCUGCCAGAGUACAAAACGACGUCGCUGAAAAAGUCGCAGUACAUCCUCAGUCAUUACGGCGUGUUCAGGACGUGCUGGGACUGGCUCAUACUCAUUGCCACGAUCUACGUGGCCUGCAUCGUGCCCUUCAACGCCAGUUUCAUCAAUCCGGAGCGGCCUACUAUGGUAGUCGACGUCAUUGUCGAGGUUCUAUUCAUAAUCGACAUUAUACUCAACUUCAAUACUACGUACGUGAACAAGAAAGGCGAGGUGGUGAGCAAUACAAAGGAUAUCGCUUGCAAUUAUAUCAAGUGCUGGUUUCUCUGCGAUAUUUUAGCAGCGUUGCCUUUUGAUCUGCUCUAUGCUACCGAUAUUUACAACGGCGAGGAAUCGGGCCACAGCUACAUUCAUCUAGUGAAGCUUACGAGGCUCACAAGACUGGCGCGAAUAAUGGAUAAAAUGGAUACGUACUCGCAGUACAGCUUCAUCAUUCUUCCGCUGCUGAUGGUGUCCUUUGCGAUCGUGGCUCACUGGAUGGCUUGCAUAUGGUACUUCAUAGCGGAACGCGAGAGAGACAACAACGACAAGGACUGGGACCUUGGAUGGCUUCACGUGCUCGCGGACCGAUUGAAAAAGCCCGACGUCAUGAACCUGACGUUCUUCGAGAGCUACAGUACCGCCCUGUACUUCACCUGCAGCAGUCUGACCUCCGUGGGCUUCGGUAACGUAUCGGCCAACACGACGACCGAGAAGAGCUUUUCCGUUUUCGUCAUGUUCGCGGGUGCUCUGAUGCACGCGGUGGUGUUCGGUAACGUCACAGCCAUCAUACAGCGUAUGUAUUCGCGUCGCUCGCUUUACCAGACGAAGCUGCGAGACCUCAAGGAAUUCCUCGAUCUGCAUCAGAUUCCCGACGAGCUCAAGCAAAGAAUGGAGGAUUAUUUUCAAACAAUGUGGUCGCUCAAUCAUGGCAUUGAUAUUCACGAAACGCUGAAGGAGCUGCCGGAGGAGCUGCGAGGCGACGUGUCAAUGCACCUGAAUCGGGAAAUUCUCAGUUUGCCGAUAUUCGAGGCCGCCUCCCAGGGAUGCCUAAAACUUCUCUCCCUGCACAUACGCAGCAUCUUCUGUGCUCCCGGCGAAUUUCUGAUACACAAGGGUGACGCGCUGUCUUACAUCUACUACCUGUGCAACGGAUCGAUGGAGGUCGUUCAAAACGAGAUGGUCGUUGCUAUUUUGGGCAAGGGUGACUUGGUGGGUUGCGACAUCAGCGUACAUCUGGCGCACAGCAACAACGGAGCGGUGGUGGGCGCUGGCGCCUCCUCCGAUGUCGUUGUCAAAUCGAGCUGCGACGUCAAGGCGCUGACGUACUGCGACCUCAAGUGCAUCCACAUGCCGGGCCUCGUCGACGUGCUGCGCCUCUAUCCCGAGUAUCAGCAGCAGUUCGCCAACGACAUACAGCACGAUCUCACCUACAACUUGCGCGAGGGAUACGAGGCCGAGCAAGAGUCGGAAAUCAACGGGGGCCCGUCGCUGACGCUGCCGUCCAUUAGCGAGGACGACGAGAACGCCCCGGAGGAGGGCGAGACGUCUCCGCUCUCGCCGCAUAAUAGAUCGCCUAUGCACGGCACGUCGAGUCCUCGACACGCCAAGCUUCGGGACGAAUAUCCGACGACCAAGAGAGUACCCAAGGGCGUGCUGAGAAGUAGAACGAAUCAACUAGUCCCACAAGAAAGUUCCGAGGAUCAAGUGCGCGACUCCUAUGAACGGCUACAUCAGGACGUCGCGAUGCUCAGUAAUGAGGUACGCAACGCACUGCAGGCCCUGCAGAUGCUGGCGAGCUCGCCGCAGAGCAAUCCGAAUCUGCCGACGCCGAGCGGUCGGAGCAGCGGUGCAGGCAGCAACGGGGUCCUGGCCCGAAGUUCCUCCCAUCCACCGGACGCGCUGUGCUGGAAUCCGCCGGCGCGGCUCGCGAGCCAACAGACGCAGACCGACUGGCCGGUCGAUCUGCUCGAGUCCUGGGUGCGCCAGGAUCCACAUCGCGUCCUCAGGAUCCUCGGCCUGGAUCCCGAGCUGGUGCUGCGACCGCUGCUGCAGCCAGCCUCGCUCGCCACGACGAUACUGUCGCCGACCCCGUCGCCGUCGUCGCCACCCCCGCCGCCUUACGAGCCUCUCUCGCCGCUGCUUGGCUCGCCCAUUCCGACGCCCUCGCAGUCUCCACACGGGAGCAGUAACCCUUUCGAGCCGCACGACUUCGAUAGACGAGGCGGUGGUACAAUCUCGAGCGACAUGCCGAGCAUUCAGCCAGUCUGCUGGGAAACUACGGCGAGGGAGGACGGCAAUAACGUGCACAGUCGAGCGCGAUAUAGACGCAGUGCCGGAGACGCUGACAAAUCGUCGCCUUUGUUUACCUUCAAAACUCUGCGACGCUUGCCCGAUUCUCGCUCUCUUACGUUCGACCCGUUCGACAGCUGAGUAGAGGCCAAAUACCCGAAAAAAGAACCGAGUGGUGACGACUCUACAUCCACGGACGGAGGUACCGAGAUCUAAAACUGGUUCUCCGGUCUUGGGUUCUUUAACACCGAUUGCAACUACGAAACGAAAAUAUCUUUGCAUCUGCUUUUUUUUACAAGAUUAUUCUGACGUCGCCGUCGCAGUCAUGCGUCACAAUUAAACGUUGAAUACCGGCACGUUAUCAACGUAUAAUUGUAACCAAGAUUAAGUAUUAUAUAUACCGUAUAAUAAGAAAAAAAACGCUUAAAAAGCUGUACACCGUCCUUUCUCCGACACAAAUGACUGAGGAUGGUCGUCAAUAACUUCUGUUCGACUAAUUAUUCUAUAUGCGCUUACUUACUUAUACGAAUAUUAAAACACGAACGUGAGAUACUCUCACCGUAAUCAACUUUGGUAUACGAAAUAUUUUAGGCUCAUAUUGUACUCUGACGCAACUGUAAAAAUCUAAAGACGCACAAAAGUUUUGAGGGACAAUUCGGAAUCCACGCAUCGCGUUCUAUUCUUUUUAAAAGACAAAAAAUUACACAUCCAUCAUCAUAGCAGUCUUCUAGCAGAGAUAAACGCGAAUAAUUCCUUUUUUUUUUAUUUUUUGUUUUUACAUGUUCUGUUUCGGACUCUAUGUGUCCAUACGAUUCUCGAACUCGAUAGAAAAUAUUAAUAGAUUAGUUAACGAAUUUUAAGAAUGAAUUGUUAAGUCAUAAUCAUCUUCUUAGAGACGAAAUAAUUACUUGAAAAUACUCUAAACUCCAUAUACGACUGAAAACUAGCAAUACGAUCGUGCGUUCAAUUAAUAAGUCAGAACACAUAUGAUAAAUUUUACAAGAUAAAUGCCAAAAUUGUAUCUUCCAUUGCAACACACAAACAAAUCAUUCCAUACUGCUAAAUGCGCAUUGUAAGGUACAAUAUAGGAUAUGUUUCAUGCUGUGAUGAGUUUCAAUAUAAUUAUGCGUUCGAUCGCAAGCAAGAAUAAUAUAACAGUAUACGGAGAACAAUCGAAAGUUUCGAAAAAAUUGUACAGAGUAUGUAAUAAGUAUGAACGAUCAAAACGAUGUGCAAUUUGAGUGCGAGAAUGAAAUCUUACAAAAACAAAAACUGCAUACUCUCAUUAGGUUCAUAUCAUCACAACAUAGCUAUUUUAAUUGUAAAAAAGUCCAAUUCUUUAGAUAAUACAAUUGAUGUAACACCGUGUUUUCUUCUUGGAAUGAUUGUUUAAAACCUGUUACCCACUUCAAUACAUAAAACGAAUCGAUGUAUUGAGUGACCGAAUCGAAAAAAUAUAUAUUACUAAUGCUAUGUGUAAAAUAUGAAAAAUCAACAAGUAAUAUUUAAGCAACAAAAACGUUUAAUAUGCAAAACGACUGUAACUGUAAGAUACUUUGGUCAAGUACUUAAUUUGUAUGGAUCAAUAAUAAAUAAAUAUGAAAUCGAUGUGUACAUAAAAAAAAAUUGUAUAAAGCUUCGGCCAAAGUUGUCUCUUAUAAGUACAUAUGAAAUGCGAAACCCCGCGAAAUGAGUCCUCAGGAAUUAUCAAGAUAUUUACGAACGAUUAAAAAUAACAUUAUAAGCAACGUAUGAGUUAAAAAAUUUCUUGCCGUCUUAUGUGUAAAUCCGACUCCGAACUAUUAUUGUAUAGAUGUAUCCAUAGUCCAUAGUUUGUUGAAUAUUCUUUAUACUUCUAGUCAAUAGCGUUAAAUUUCAUUUCUACAUCCAAUCGCAAGCAAUUAUUACAUAUAUACGUAUGAAUGUCAAAUGGUAUGAAUAUUAUCGAGAGGUGGAAACAUUGAAACGAUAGGCAAGUUGUUUCUUCACAAUUAACGACUAGCAAAUUAUUUUAUAAAUAUAAUUAAUAUAUUUUGUUAUACUGUCUGUAUAUGCUCUAUGAUCGCGUUUCAUUUGAAUUACGUUAUAUCAUGUAAGUCAAAAAAGUAUAAAACGCAUAUCUCAUCCGUGUAUUAUGCAUAGCAUGUUUUGCACCUUUCACAGGUCUUCAACGUGAAUUGAAUGUAAAUACAUUUUCAGCCCUUUUAAAAAAAAUGUAAUAAACCUACCAUACGAAAAUGGUACAAGUACAUUUGCAAAAAUAAGCUUUUAUCUUUCCAUAUUGGUUUAAUCGAGGUUUAAGAGAUAUAGCAAUAAACGGUACUCAGUGGCAAACGUCUGAUACGAAUGAAUGGAUCGCAGCUUUAACGGCACGAAAUAUAUGUAUAUAUUUUCAAAAGUCUGAUUUAUUAGCCAAUUGUAAAUGAGCCGUGUAAAUAAACGAUCUAAAGAAUCGUAAAAUGAAAAAUGAAGUAAGAAAUGUUUAGGAUACAAAUCAAAAAGUAUAUUUUCAACUGGUCAAAAAAUACAAACAAUAAUCGUUAAACAUCUCAACAAUUUUACAAGAAAUGCGAUUGUGAAAAGGGAAUAGCCAUCUGAGAUAAAAAAAAAGACUCUUUGUAUUGCUUUAUCAAAAAAAUUAUGAUUUUUCGGCACACAAACAUAUCAAGCACAAUGGUGUACAAAAAUAUCAAGCAAGUUUUUUCAAUUAUGUUUUCAUGAAAAGCGAGUCUAGAGAUUAAAUUGAAAAGUCAAAUAAAUUUAAUUCGCUAAUAUUUUGAAGAGUAUAUCUCAACUGUUUGAGCCUUUCAAAUCUCUCAUUGAUUCACUCGUUUAUUACUAUUAUACUUAGCUAGCAUUUUCAGAACAGUCUUAAUUAAGAAAUAUCAAAUUAAAUUGUACAAAGCGGCAAAAUAAAGUUCUAUGUCUCAAACUACAAUAAUUUUAUUAUGCGUGAAAUGAAAAAACUAGUUUCAAUAGCAUAAGAUAGGCCUUAAACACACAAUGUGAUAAUCUCGGGAAAAAUGAAAAAUAAAAGUAUUUAAAAAUCGUUAAAACUUGAAAAAAACAUAAUGUAAGGUCAAAUGCACCUUCUAAAGGUGCGAAUAUUAAUAAAAAAAUGUUAUAAUGUGUUCAAAUGAACGUUUGAGUAAUUUAUCUUUUUUCUCUAAACAAACAAUUUUUUCAAAAUUGCCUUAUUAUAAUGUCGUUGGAAAAUGAUAUUUUAUGAUAAAUUUGUAAACACGACACUAAAUAAAAGUUACAGUGAAAAAAAACUAAAACGAAGAUAAAAGCUGUACUGUCAUGUUUUUCUCGGCAACUACGGUUGACCUUUUGAGUCAAAAAAAGCGGCUAGUAAAAAAUAAAAUCAUGUAUAAAUAUUCUAAAAUAUUCGCUUAAUUUCGGGAUGUGGAAUAAGAUGUUACAUGCAUCCAAACAAAAGUAUAUUUGGAUACAAGUCAAGUAGGAAUUUCGUCGACACCCAUACAUGCACACAGAAACACAUGCAUAAUAUAACGUCAAUAAAAGUAAAAACAGUUAUCGAA